AGGCUGCACGAUGCAUUUCACAUUCGUUGAAGUUGAGAAGGGUUCAGCACUGCGUCGGAUCUUGACUUGUCAAUAUUUGGAGUCAAUUUUGCUGCCAGAGAAAAGCUGCAAGCUACAGGAGGUGAAUCAGGGAUAAGACAACAUGAGUGACCGUUUUGACUGUGGCGAGUGCAAGGAGUCCCUGUACGGACGCAAAUACAUCCAAGUGGAGGACGUUCCCCACUGCAUCCCUUGCUAUGACCGCCUGUAUGCCAACACAUGUCAGGAGUGCAAGGAGCUCAUCGCACACAAUGCACGGGAGCUGUUCUAUGAGGACAGACAUUACCAUGAACACUGUUUCCGUUGUUUCCGCUGUGAUCGCUCCCUGGCAGACGAGCCCUUCACCAGCCAGGAGGAGGCGCUGCUGUGCAACGACUGCUACUGCAAUGAGUUCUCCUCCAAGUGUGUGGCCUGCGACAAGACCGUUAUGCCAGGCUCAAAGAAGUUGGAGUAUGAGGGCUCUGCAUGGCACGAGAACUGCUUUGUGUGCCAUGGCUGUGAGAAGCCCAUCGGUGCCCAGUCCUUCAUCCCAGACAAAGACCACUACUACUGUGUACCGUGCUACGAGGGCAGGUUCGCCCCGCGAUGCAGCCACUGCAAAAAGGCACUGGCAACAGGGGGUGUGAGCUACAAGGAUGAGACGUGGCACAAAGAGUGUUUCGUGUGCACAGGAUGCAAGAUCCCACUGGCCGGCCAGCCCUUCACCUCCCAGGGAGACACGCCCUACUGUGUCAAGUGCUUCAGCAGCAUCUACGCACAGAAGUGUGCCUCCUGUAACUCGCCCAUCACAGGGUUUGGCGAGGGGAAGUAUAUUUCUUUCCAGGAUCGUCAAUGGCACCAGCCCUGCUUCAAGUGCUCCCGCUGCUCCGUCUCUCUGGUUGGGGCUGGCUUCUUCCCCGACCGUGACCAGAUCCUGUGUGGAGACUGCAACAACGACCAAGAAGACCAAUGAGAAUCACUGUCUUCGUCCUUCAACUGCACCUGACCAAUCACAAAUGUACAGUAAUAGCUAACAAGUUUGUAACACAGUGGUGUCCACUUCCAGGUUUGUUAACAUCUACAGUACAGUACAGAGAGCAUCUAAACCUCAACAUAUUAAAGCAAACACUACAUUUUAUACUACAUCACCUUAAAUAUAUUUAUAUUUUUAAAAUUAAAUCAGCAUUGCAUGUAUUCUGUUGUUAAACUGCCUUUACAACAUAAAUCACAUUGAAAUGUAUGUUGAAAUGUAUGUUUUAAGUCAGCAAACAAGUAUGAUGUAACUAAAGCUUUUCCUCUUGUAAUUUGUAAUAUAUUUUUGCACACAAAUACAUUAAAUAUUUCUUUUUCUAAGGUAUCGUACAUAUUAAUGCACCUGACCUGGGCUCUGCUGAAAUAUGGUGUUAGUGAUGCACAUAUAGUAUGAACUAGGUGCCUUAACAGCUGUAUUUUAUUGCAGCAAUAUAAAAAAUGAUCCAAAUGUUGUCAGAGCUCAGCUUGUCAAUAAUACAUUUUUGUAUUCUUUUAUAUAAACCAAGAUUGCCUUUCUUGCCUUGUUUUUUUAUGCUGUAUUGUAACUAUUGUGUAGUGUUACUACUCUAAAGAAAUAAAGCGUAAUUUAUUUACUGUAAUAAUAA
Molecule: messenger RNA, 1655 nt
Organism: Oncorhynchus nerka (sockeye salmon)
Lineage: Eukaryota; Metazoa; Chordata; Actinopteri; Salmoniformes; Salmonidae
Product: four and a half LIM domains protein 3-like
Exons: 6
Coding region: 143-991 (282 amino acids)
Biological process (GO): actin cytoskeleton organization
Cellular component (GO): nucleus; Z disc; stress fiber
Molecular function (GO): transcription coregulator activity; actin binding
Source: RefSeq, a predicted model, not a curated record